Prunus armeniaca (apricot) is the source of this 228-nucleotide messenger RNA. Lineage: Eukaryota; Viridiplantae; Streptophyta; Magnoliopsida; Rosales; Rosaceae. The record is from the annotation of a GenBank genome assembly.
AUGGAGGACAUUUAUGCCGAAAGGGUGGAGAAGAUGGACUUCUCCAGGCUGCGUUGGCAGAAAAAGGAGAUGAACCUGGCCAUGCAUCAGCAGGAGGUUCCCCUGGUGAACGUCUUCCUGCAAGGCGUGAAGUGUGACCUAGAGUUUCUAGCGAUGACGCCGGCCACUUCCUAUGCAGAUCAGGCUCAGAAGACGUUUCUUACCCAUGCCUAUGGUGCCUGUGCCUAA